AAGACUUUACAACCAAAUUAUAAACAUAAGGGUUGGUUAACUUCUUAAUUUCACUCCUAUGUAUUUGGCAUAUUCUAAUCCCAGCAGGAAAAAGAAUAUCUCAAACCAUUGCACGGACACUUGCUCAAUAAUUAAGACAAGGCAACACAUACCAAACCGAUUAUUAUUAAAUAACUAUAAAUACACAUGAUAAAAUUAUAAAGUGCAAAGUUUCUUGGGAUUAGAACAAUUCAAACCUCACUUCCGGAAUGUGAUUUAUGUACAUUCAGCGUUCAUUUCAUUGGAUUGAGAUUGCCUGGGUACAUCGUUUGAGUAUAUAAUACCCCGUGCUCAUUUAUGUAAAUGCUUAUAAUUAAAGCCAUACAUAUAUACACAUUUCGUUGAAUUUAAUCAUCAUAAAGGAAAAAUGGACUUGGCCCAGACUGAAAUACGUAGUCCACCAGUCGGACUUCACUCUAUUUACUUAGCUCGCCCACAAAUUGCUUAUCAAAGUGUCUCAUCAGUGAUUAGCUUAUGCCAUGAACUUGCCAAGUAGUAGGUAUUGAAAUAAAAAUAAUAUAAGAUUACAUGUUCUCCAGUUCUGAUUGAGACGAGAUACACAGACACGGAAGAGUUAUUUAAUCAAAGGAUUUUUAUAUUUUUUAAAGAAAAAGUGUUCAGUGAAGUUUUUUUUAAAAUGGAAACUGGAAAUCCAGCUUCAAUGACUGACAGAAUUUUAAGCUUGAUAUUAUUUAUUAUCCACGUUGUGGAAGCUUACUUGGAAGCAAUUUACAGAUUUUUUAUCCCAGUUAAUCAACGUUCGUUAACUGGAGAGAUCAUUCUGGUCACCGGAUCUGCAAAUGGUUUUGGCAAAGCGAUAUGCCAGCAUUUGUCUCAAUUUAAAGUAACUUUGGUCUUAUGGGAUUGUGACAAAUUGGCGAACUACGCUACCACCAAAGAACUCCAACUAUUAGAGACGACAAAAGCCAGAAUAUUUCCCUACCAUGUCGAUAUUUCGUCGAGGGAUAAUGUCGAAGCUGUUGCGGCAAAAGUCAAAGAAGACGUUGGCGAUGUCAGCAUUAUAAUUAACAAUGCUGGGAUUGCUCCCAUCGGGCCGUUUCUCUCGACUGAUCCGGAUCUUCUCGAAAAAACGUUUCAAGUCAAUGUGCUUUCUCAUUUUUGGAUUUUGCGUGUAUUUUUACCACGCAUGAUAGAGAAUCAUCAUGGUCACAUUGCUACAGUGAGUUCCAUCGGGGCGUUUAAGCAAGAUCCUGGGUGCGUACCGUACUUUGGAACGAAGGCUGCAGUGCAUGGAUACAUUGAAAGUUUAAAGUUACAAAUGUCUCAAUUGAACGCGCAUGGGAUCAAGUUCACCACAAUUUACCCGUAUUUUAUGGACACGGGAAUGAUAAAGGAGGUCAAAUAUGCAGAAAACUCUAAAUUGAUAAGAAAACUUUUGCCAAUCAUGAACCCUGCGGAUGUUGCUGAAAAAUUCAUCGAAGGAAUACGAAGAAAUUACGAGUAUGUGUACUGCCCAUCCUUCAUGCCAUAUCUUUUACCACUUGACAAGUUCUUGCCACUAAAACUGCGGAGAGAACUUCAAGUAUUAUUUGACAAUCAAAUGGAACAUCCAGCCUUUCCUAGGCCAAGCAGACAUUAACUAAAUUGCAAACAGAUUCAGAGAUAUAUGACCAGUUAUUUUUAUAAUGUUAAAUUUUACCAAACUAGAUAUUCACAAUGUUUUCUAAAUUAGCGAAAAACGAAUAAAAACCGUAUACGGAUCGAAAAGUGUAA
Molecule: messenger RNA, 1773 nt
Organism: Folsomia candida
Lineage: Eukaryota; Metazoa; Arthropoda; Collembola; Entomobryomorpha; Isotomidae
Product: 17-beta-hydroxysteroid dehydrogenase 13
Exons: 5
Coding region: 677-1639 (320 amino acids)
Cellular component (GO): lipid droplet
Molecular function (GO): oxidoreductase activity, acting on the CH-OH group of donors, NAD or NADP as acceptor
Source: RefSeq, a predicted model, not a curated record